UCCGAAUCGCCCUUUCUCACCUAAUGAGCAAAGCCGCCGAUAAGAGCGGAGACAAAGGGCUUUUUAAUGGGACAAGGGGGGUGGAUUCAAAAGAAAAACUUGUCUUAGAAAAAAAAAAAGAAGAAGAAAAGAGGCAAACAGAGCCCACCUGAGUUGCCCGCUGAUGGCUGGAGAUAAUUUACGCGGAAGACUUUUACGCACAGAGCUCUAAUGUUUCUCCUCGAACUGGAGUGGAGUGGAUCUUACAUGUGCGCUAACUUGACGACGCUCAGCCGGUGUGUUUUUUUGUGAGUGAGUGUGUGUGUGUGUGCGUAUGACCUGGGGCCCGGUGUUUUCCUCCACAGACCUUAGAUAGAAAAUGGAGUGUGUGCCUUUAAGGCGCCCGACUGCCUGUCGCUUUGUGCUGCGGAGAGACUGACGCCCUCUGGACACAGUGGACACUUGAGCGGCGGCAGAAGAACACCAUCCUGGAGAAGUUCAAAGAGACAACAGCCAGAGAAACGAAAACCUGCGACCUUGUUAACUGCGUUGUGGUGUUUCCAGUGCCGUGCUGGUGAGCCGUCAGGAUGAGGCCUGGUCAGCUGAUCCUCCCUGCCGCCGCCACUCUCCUCGUCCUCCUGUCCGGACUGUCUCUGACCUUCGGCUGCAACAAGGCCCUGUGCGCCAGCGACGUCAGCAAAUGUCUCAUCCAGGAGCUGUGCCAGUGUCGUCCCUCUGAUGGGAACUGCUCCUGCUGCAAGGAGUGCAUGCUGUGUCUGGGGAACCUCUGGGAAGAGUGCUGCGACUGCGUGGGGAUGUGCAACCCCAAGAACUACAACGACUCCCCGGCCACGUCCAAGAGCACCGUGGAGGAGCUGCACCGCCCGAUCCCCUCGCUGUUCCGCGCCCUCACCGAAGGCGACGCGCCGAUCAACAUGAUGGUCGUGUCCUUCCCCGUCGACGAGGAGCUCUCGCACCACGAGAACCUGGUGUCCUUCCUGGAGUCGCUCGACGACCAGCACCAGAACGUGUCCGUGCCCGGCAACAGCAUCCACGCCUACGACAUUCAAGAACAGAAUAUGUGCACCGUGGUCUACUUCGACGACUGCGUGUCCAUCCGUCAGUGUAAACUAUACUGUGAGUCAAUGGGAGGAUCCAAGUACCGCUGGUUUCACAACGCCUGCUGCCAGUGCAUCGGACCCGAGUGCGUGGACUACGGCAGCAAGGACGUCAAGUGCAUGAACUGUCUCGACUGAAGUGCGGUCGCGUAUUGUUACCAAAAGUCUGGGCCGCACCAGAGGACUGAGGGCAGAGGAAACUAUGACUGUUAUGUGUUAGCAUUCCUCAGUUACCUUGUAAAAUACCCCCCUACAACCCUCCUCCUCCUCCUCCUCCUCCUCCUCCUGCCCCUGCAAAUUGUUUUUAUUCUGCUGUUAUUGGUUCACUGUAUAUUUUUAGAUAUGUUUUCAAUAGUGUUUUUUACUAGAGGUGUAUAUGAAUAAUGUAUUUUUACAAUUAUGGUCCGCUAAAUCCCAGUCUCAUGCCAAAUAAAGAAAAGUUUGGUGACAUGGA
Mugil cephalus (flathead mullet) is the source of this 1551-nucleotide messenger RNA. RefSeq names its product twisted gastrulation BMP signaling modulator 1a (gene twsg1a). Bases 567 to 1235 code for a protein of 222 amino acids. The transcript has 5 exons. Lineage: Eukaryota; Metazoa; Chordata; Actinopteri; Mugiliformes; Mugilidae. The record is from RefSeq and is a predicted model, not a curated record. Gene Ontology annotation, biological process: regulation of BMP signaling pathway.